AUGCUGGGAGCACAAGCAAUUCGAACAAAACAGAAGAGCAAAGAGAGGAAGAAGAAGUUAUCUGGCUUAGAACUGCAAUGUGAACGAAUUCAAAAGGCCGCGAGUGCAUUUUACAGAGAAGACGAAGCAAAGUUUCUGGAAAAAGUGGCACAUCUCCAUCUAGAAGAUGCGCGAGCUGUCACCGAAAUAGCGGAAGAAACUAAACGUAAUAAACAAAAACGACACCACUCCGUUCAGGAGCCACCAUCUACUCAUCUUUCAUCCAUUGAUUAUUCCGAUAAUCCGCAUCCAUUCUCUAAAAGCCCGUCAACUUCUUUCACAAAGGUGAUGAAAUCUGAGAGAAGCGGUAUGAAUUUUGUGAAUACUAAAGAAGACAUUAGCGACAAGAGAUUUCCGAAAUGGUGUGGUUUAUUAUCAUCGUUUUCUUCUGCGGGAAAUAGUCGUCAAUCAUCGAAAAAGCCACCGAAACGACGGAUGUCAACAUUUAUCUAA
Brugia malayi is the source of this 492-nucleotide messenger RNA. RefSeq lists its product as uncharacterized. The transcript is spliced from 5 exons. The record is from RefSeq and is a predicted model, not a curated record. NCBI's taxonomy places the organism in Eukaryota, Metazoa, Nematoda, Chromadorea, Rhabditida, Onchocercidae. Bases 1 to 492 code for a protein of 163 amino acids.